Molecule: messenger RNA, 999 nt
Organism: Colletotrichum fioriniae
Lineage: Eukaryota; Fungi; Ascomycota; Sordariomycetes; Glomerellales; Glomerellaceae
Source: RefSeq, a predicted model, not a curated record
AUGUGGUUCAAGCAGUCCCUUUCGGCCCUGUGGCUGGCCGCAAUCGCCCUGGGCACCGCAAAGGCGGAUGAUGGAGAAGUCAAGAGCAUUGCGCCCUACCUCGAUUCCGAUAUGGCAAGUCGGUGGUACGACUUUGGCGGAGACACAAUCAUCAGGACGGACUCGAAGAAUGAGGGAAGAGAAUCGAAGGCUAAGGCACAGGGACACGAUUACAGCUACAUCCGAUUGACAUCCGACCGCCCGUCGCAGACCGGCUGGCUCUUCUCGAGAGUGCCCCUGACGGCUACCAACUGGGAGAUUGAGGUCGAGUUCAAGAUCCACGGCAAGAACCAGCUCUACGGCGACGGCUUCGCCAUGUGGAUCACCAAGAACCGCGGUCAGGCGGGACCCGUCUUUGGCAGCCCCGACAACUUUGACGGCCUCGGCAUCUUCUUCGACACGUAUAAGAACAACCGCCCCGGCACCGUCUUCCCCUACGUCAUGGCCAUGUUUGGCGACGGCAAGACCUCCUACGACAAGGAUAACGACGGCAAGAACACGGAGCUCGCCGGCUGCUCCGCGCGCGGCAUCCGCCACGCCAGCGUGCCCACCAAGGCUAAGGUCACGUACUUCCAGGACAAGCUCCUCAAGCUGGAGCUGCAGUACAAGACCGAGGGCGACUGGACCCUCUGCUUCGAGACCAACGAGCCCCCCGCGAUUCCCCAGAUCGCCUACCUCGGCUUCAGCGCCGAGACGGGCGAGCUUAGCGAUAACCACGACAUCAUCUCGGUGCAGGCCAAGAAUCUCUACACGACGCAGACCGGCAAGGGGACCAGUAAGACGACCCCCGGCAGUGGCAAGGGCAAGAAGGGAUCUUCCUCGAUCAAGAAGGACAGCAGCAGCGGCGGCAGCUGGACGUGGACUUUCUUCAAGGUCUUCCUCUUCUUUGGCGUCCUCGGCGGCGGCUACGUCGGUUACACUGCCUGGAGAGCAAAGAAUGACAAGAGACAUCGUUUCUAA